Molecule: messenger RNA, 4338 nt
Organism: Poecilia latipinna (sailfin molly)
Lineage: Eukaryota; Metazoa; Chordata; Actinopteri; Cyprinodontiformes; Poeciliidae
Product: SH3 domain-containing protein C23A1.17-like
Exons: 9
Coding region: 1159-3027 (622 amino acids)
Cellular component (GO): cytoplasm
Molecular function (GO): NAD+ poly-ADP-ribosyltransferase activity
Source: RefSeq, a predicted model, not a curated record
CUAUAGGAAUCCUUAUGGUGUCAUUAUGAUGUAUUUUCUCUAAGUGGCAGCUAGGUAUUGAUUAUAUCUGACAUUUUAGAUAAACAGUGACUUCAACUAAUAAAACUUGAUCAGCACUGAUCAGGUUUUAUUAGUCAAUAUAAGUCAUCAGGUGCUGAUCAUUUUAACUAACUUUCUGUCCCUGCUUUCUGUUUGUGUUUCUUUUACAGAAACCUACGUUCCUCCAUUUAGAAGUACAAACCUUCACACACAUUUACAUGAUAUGACUUUUUAAUUAAUAUGGCUUUCAUGGUUUCAUCUGGGUCUCUUUGGUGGUAACACUUGACAAGAACCAGUACCUAUUGGGAAACAUUAAGCUAACCAUGGGCAGGUUUCCAGUAUGUGACCCUUUUUUCUGGCUCUGCUGGGUCUUAUCUACUUGCAUCUUGGAGUAACUUUGGGUGUUUUCCACUGGGAAAUCGCACUCUAACCUGUUAAUGUGCGGUUUGGUUCUGCUCCUCGUUACUGUGGACGGGCUGUGAUCACCUCAAGGUUCUGGUUCUGAUGGACUCAAAUAAACCAGAUAUUUAAUUUGGUUUCAUAGAAGUUCAAUGCUGACCCAAACAUAAUUAUAAACACUCAGGUCAGCUGAUUAUUGUGGCGUACAUAUAAUAUAGUUACAUUCUGGCACUUUAUUUUUUUAAAUGUGAAACAUUCUGGAUUCAGACAAUGGAGUCAAAAAAUGUAAACAAAUUCCCACGCCUGAACUUUGUUUUAUUUUUAACUCUAAACAAAAAGUGAAAUUCACAUUACACCAAGUUAAUGUGUAAUUUGGACAAACUGCAGCUCAGACAGAAGCUGAUCACAGCUUCACUGUUUCUCUCUCCUUUAUUGCUGCCUGUUUUUCAGAGACAAGCUGCUAAAUCAAAAACAGGCAAAAGUUACCACAUUUUUUUAUUAAACAAAUUUUAAAAAGGAUUUACACCAGGAAGGAAGGGAUUGUAAUGUCUUGUUUUUUACUUGAACAGGGAUUUUAAUUAAAACUUUUAACAUCAUAAGAGAUCAAGUGUAGAUCAUUCCUUUCUAAUUCACUUUCCUGCUUUCUGCUCGUUUCUUUUACAGGCACCUGAAGAGAACGCAGGCGAUAGAUCUCCAGAGACUGAGAAACUUCCAGCGGUAAUGAAAGGUUCUCUGUACCACCAUAGCAUCGAGGCACAGCGCCCAAAACAGACACCGAAGAUGCAAUCACAGGUUCGCAGAUAUUAUAGUUCCAAGAUUGCUGCCGCAACACUGCCGCCUGUCACUGAAGCACUCAGUCGUGUUGGUUCUGUUCCUAAUGACCCGACUACAUCAGACUUCAUGAAUGAAAACAGGAUGGGUAUGUCUGUUACUCCCGCGUCCUCCAGGACAGAAUAUGGCCUUUGGUCUGACCCACCACAACUGCAAAGACAGUCUGCUGGUUCUGCCCCCUCACCUGCUGAUUUUGGACCCUCACCUGCUGCUGAGUAUUUAGACUCAAUACACACAUACAUGAGGUGCCCUCUAUUAGCAGUUUCUUCUGUGGAACCAGCUGCGUUACAUUCACCUUUAGUUCAGCCAUUAUCAGACCGUAGGUCCAAAACAAGCUCUAAUGCUGGUAUAAGUCAAGGAUUAUUUGGGCAACCUCUCCCAUUAUCUGGAUCUCCAAGUAAAGGCUCCAUUCUUCGCAGGGUGGUAUCUAGUGCUGUGCAGCAGGAAGCCACACGUGAUUCUGCAGGCGAAGCUCCUUUGAGGCAUUUUGCAUCUGAAUGUUUUUUAAACCAAGAAGAAGAACUCUCAGCCUUUCAAGAGAAUGCAGGACGGACAGUCUUGUCUGAGGUUCCAGAAUCUGAUCCAACACCUCCCCGUAGUUUUACUGCUCUUCAAGCUCAAGCUCCUCAACUUAAAUCUCGAACAGCUCUCCGUAAAAAGUCCAUCAAACUGGACCAAAGAGUAGCUCCACCACCAGCUCUUCAAGCAUUUAGUGAAGCUUCACUACCUCCCCUUCAAGUAGCUAGUGGAGCUCCUCCUCCUCCACCUCCAGGGGCCAGUGGAGCUCCUCGUCGUCCUCCAAGGGCCUUUGGAGCUUUUCGUCGUCCAAUGCGCAUAGAGGCUCCUUCACCUCCAGGGGCUAUUUUAGCUCCUCCUCCUCCUCCUCCUCCAGGGGCCAGUGGAGCUCCACCUCCUCCCCCUCCAGUGGUCAGUGGAGCUCCUCCUCCUCCAUUUCCAGGGGCCAUUUUAGCUCCUCCUCUUCCAUUUCCAGUGGUCAGUGGAGCUCCUCCUCCUCCAUUUCCAGGGGCCAUUUUAGCUCCUCCUGCACCUUCAAUGGCCUUUGGAGCUCCUCCUCGUCCAAUGCGCAUAGGGGCUCCUCCACCUCCAGGGGCCAUUUUAGCUCCUCCUCCUCCUCCAUGGGCCAGUGAAGCUCCUCCUCCUCUUCCUCAUAUUCGUGACAGGGAAAUCUGUAGUUCAAAGUCAGUGGGUCCUGAGCUUCGUCAGAAACAGCUACAUCGUCAAUUUGAAGGUCCACGCCCAAAAAAGCUGGACCUGCAGCUGAAGUGGAUUAAGAUCUUCCAACUGCAGCAGGCGGACGGAUACUGGGAGUUAACUGUUGAGCUGGGAAAAUUGAUCAAUGUCAACGUGGAUGUGUUUGCUAACGUGUUCCUGAAGAACAAAGGCAUUCAUUCUCUGGGUGCAAAGGUCAACGCAGGCAUCCAGAGGCUGGUGGCGACUCUGCUGGUUCUGCAGCUGAUGAGGGAGGAGAAGCUGGAGGAAGGAAAACUGCUGCAGAGUCUGUUUCACCUGAUGGAGCCGACCGGGUCCAGGCCUGAGUGCUGGCAGCAGGUGAAGAAGGCAGUGGACUGGGUGCGCUGGGCCGACCGGGAGUAUCCGUGCGCCUGCAGCCGGCUGGAGCUCGGCUGGAGCUGGGAGUCUUCCACCCGCCAGCUGCUGGGCUUCGAACGCAUUCCCCCGUUCUCACCGCUCAUCAGCCUGGAGCUGCAGAAGACCGCAGCGCCGCUGGCCGUCCACUGAGGAAAUGAUGCAACACUUUCUGAAAGUUGUAUAUCAGUUUGUAUUUUGUUUUGCUUUUUAUCUGCUGUUUUUGUGCAAAGAGAUCAAGAUCAAAAUUACAUGAAAAAAUAUUAAAACAUGAGAGGAAGGAAGAGAAAGAUUCAUGUUUCAUCCACUUAAACGACACAAAAUUAGUAAAACUACACUCACAGAUGGAUUUAUAGAAUUAGAAACAAAGCCGUUGUCAAUCACAAACUGGAGAACAUAAUUGAUUCCUCAAUCUAAACGUCUUCCUUCCUAACAGAUUCAGAAAGCCAAACCUUGGUGGUUUGCUUUUAUCUUAGAAACUAACAAGAAUAGAUUAAAAUGUGUUUUAAUCUAUUUGGAGUUUAAUUCUUGUAUUAUAAAACUAAUUUUUUGGGAGAAAUUAGCUAAUUUUUGAACUUGCUUUCAGAUAUUACUUUCAUCUGAAGAUGGCUUAGAACUAAAAUAUGAUUUUUCUUUUCUUCAUUUUUUUUGUUUUGCAGCAGUUUAAGGGGCCUUUGUUUUUACAAACUGUUUAAACUUGCUUUUAUUCAUUCCUUUAUAUAUAAAAAUCAGCUUUCACCUGGAAAUAGUUGCAGGUAUUAGAAAUACAAACAGCAAAAAUAAUCUGCACCUAUUUUCAGUAUCAGUUAAUCUAAAGCAACAGUAUUUUUCACCAUCUAUGACAGUUACAUGUUAAAAUAAAAUUUCUGAGGCUCUUUACUCGGUUAUUAUGUCAGCAAUAAAUCAUCCAAAGGAUUCUAGAGGUGGUUUGCUUUUAUACAUGUUGAUUGAGUCUGUAAUCAUUUUAUUCGACUGAUUAAAGUAAUCUGAAAAUGUUUUUUUAAAUCUAAUUCUUUUGAAUGGCAUAACAGAAAAUUAAAUCAACAAAGCUGAAGUUCUGUCCAUGUAUUUGUUUCAAUCAUCUCAUCUUGUGAUUCUCUCAUUGAAACUUUGACAUUUUCGAUGAAGGAACGUAUACAAAUUAUCUGUUUUGAAUGCAUUUUAAUCAACUUCUUGUCUUUGUUUUCCUGUUGUUGUGUUUCAAAUUAUUUAAUUCCUGGAUAUCAGUGUCUGUUUUUGUUCAAUGUGAAAUUUAUCUAGAUCUAAAAUAAGAUUAGUGCAAUGUGUUUAUGAAUGACAGGGAUGUUGGUGCACGGAUACGUUGGUAAUUAAAGAUGCCAACCUAUGAUUUGUCAGCUCUUGUGUCAAACUAGGUAAAUGACUCCCCUCAAAGACUAAUUCUCUGAGCUUUAGCAUUUUCCAGAUUUAAAGAAAUGCUUUAUAAAAUAAAGGGGAUAAAGCUGA